This is a messenger RNA of Aphis gossypii (cotton aphid), 1227 nucleotides long. Its product is annotated as lachesin-like. NCBI's taxonomy places the organism in Eukaryota, Metazoa, Arthropoda, Insecta, Hemiptera, Aphididae. The coding region runs from base 115 to 1086 and encodes 323 amino acids. Gene Ontology annotation, cellular component: neuron projection. The transcript is spliced from 6 exons. The record is from RefSeq and is a predicted model, not a curated record.
CUGUCUUUUUUAGCAGAACUAACUGCAAUUUUGUCAUUUCAUAAUUCAUUUCCAUAAAAGAGGAUUAAGUUUAUUAAUAAAUAUAUUUAUCAAUAUUGCUGCUGACAUUUCGAAAUGAAGAACAUCUAUGGCGUACUUCUUUUGCUAUACAUCACUCUCGCUUAUUCACAAAAAAACCCAUUUAUACCUCCUAUCACACAAACACUUGUAAGAGAUAUUGGGGGUGAAGUGGAUUUGGAUUGUUCAACCAAACAUUUCUUAGAGUUCAAUGUUUUAUGGUUCAAGGUUACAACAGAUGAAAUAGAUACAUCUAUUUUACUUUCGUCUGGAAGUACACUUAUUGUCAAAGAUCCAAGAGUUUCAUUGAUAACAGAAAUAAAGCAAGAUAGCAGUCGAUUCAUAAUACAUAUUAAUGAUAUUCAGGAAGACGAUGCCAGUAUCUAUCGCUGUGAUCUAAUAAUUGGGUUUAAUGCCGAAAUAUCUUAUUACACCGAGUUAUUGGUGCGUAGACCACCAUUUAUUUAUGACAACUCUACCAAAUCAUUAGUUGUAGAAGAAGGUCAAUCAGUGCAACUUGCAUGUUUUGCUGGUGGAUAUCCUACUCCACGUAUUUUCUGGAGGAAACCUAACAAUGCAAUUUUAACUAUAGGUAACAUUUUGAAAAUUCCUGCUAUACAAAAAGAAGAUCGUGGAACCUACUAUUGUAUAGCUGAAAAUGGUGUUGGCAAAGGUACAAGACGUAGAAUUUCCAUAGAAGUAGAAUUUCCUCCAGUAGUAACUGUUUUACAAACUAGAGUGGGACAAGCUGUUAAUUACGACGUAUAUCUUGAAUGUCAUGUUGAGUCGAAUCCUCCACCAGCUCUCAUUUGGAUGUUUAAUGGCGUACAAUUAUCUAAUAAUAAACAUUACUUAAUAUCAGAUUUUGCUACUGCUGACGACAAAAUUGACAGUAGAUUACAAAUUAUAAAAAUUAAAAAUUAUCUUUAUGGUGAUUAUAUCUGCCAAGCAGCAAAUAAUUUAGAAACUGCUGAAAUAACAAUUACUGUUUUUGAAACGGUAUUACCACAGUGUCCUCCUGUUUGUUAAGAAUUAUCGGACCACGCAAGCUGCUGUUUUAUUCUAGUUGUUUCCGUUUACCAUUUUUAUAUUUAUAUACAUUUAAUUAUUAUUUUUCUGUCCAAAAACAAUGUAUUAAAGAUGAAAUAAUAUAAUUCUAAAAUAACAUAA